AUGACUGCAGACUCCAUCAAAUCUUUAGGCUCUCGUAUUCCCAUCUGGCUUGAUUGCGACCCUGGUCACGACGAUGCUGUGGCCAUCCUACUCUCAUGCUUUCUUCCUCAGUUUGAACUUCUUGGGAUAAGUGCAUCUUAUGGGAAUGCUUCGCCCGAAAAGACUGCGUACAAUGCACUGUCGCUUCUCACCGCAAUGGGCAAAUGUAACCAAAUACCAGUUUACGCUGGAGCCCAAAGACCUUGGGUGCGCAAAGCUAUCUAUGCUCCAGAUAUUCAUGGCCAAUCUGGUCUCGACGGCACCAAUCUACUACCUGUUCCACGGGCACAACUGAGAUCUGAUAAGAGCUAUUUGGAAGCUAUGACUGAAGCUAUAGAGACACACUCUGGAGACAUUUCACUCAUAUCUACCGGCUCCUUGACAUCGGUGGCUACUUUGCUUCGAGAAAAACCACAUCUCAAAUCUAAGAUUAGAUAUAUCAGCAUAAUGGGCGGUGGUAUUCAUGUCGGAAACCGCAACGAAAACGAAAGUGCUGAAUUUAACAUAUGGAUAGAUCCUCAGGCUGCCAAUUCGAUUUUACAGGACCCAGAGGUUAACAAUAAAUGUAUCCUGAUACCGCUAGAUCUUACACACAAGGCGAUCGCUACCAAAGACGUAGAAUCAAGAGUUUUAUCGGAUGGAAGCACAAAUUUUAGAAGGCUCUUUUAUGAUCUUUUCGUAUUUUUUGGCCACAGCUAUGAGAAUGCUCAAGGUUUUGAAUCAGGAGCUCCUGUGCAUGACCCUUUAACUCUAAUGCCUCUCUUGGAGCUUUACAAAUUACAGAGUUCGGAAGCAAUUAAAUUUGAAUACAAGCGUCUUGAAUUAAAUGCCGUAGAAUCCGAGAACAGCCCUGACCUAGGUCAAACAAAAGUUUUUAAAGAGCAUUCCAAAAACAGCAACAAGGGCACAAUAGUGGGAUUUGACCUCAAUAUCCAGUACUUCUGGGACCAGGUGUACCUGGCAUUAAAUCUAGCGUCUCAAGAGUCUACCAUCUAA
Molecule: messenger RNA, 1035 nt
Organism: Lachancea nothofagi CBS 11611
Lineage: Eukaryota; Fungi; Ascomycota; Saccharomycetes; Saccharomycetales; Saccharomycetaceae
Source: the annotation of a GenBank genome assembly